AAAGGAAAUGACAUUGGCGAAUAUGGCCACACGUCGGAAACAGUGGCUAAAAUCGUCAUGCUGAGUAUCAUAGAUCUGGCCGUUGUGUUCGGAAACAGCCUCGUAAUAGUUUCAGUCAUAACGACCAGGAAACUCCGUACAGUGACGAACAUAUUUAUCGUCUCGCUGGCCUGCGCGGAUCUACUUCUUGGCUUUGCCGUUCUUCCUUUCUCAAUAUCGCUCGAGGUGGACGAAUGGUUAUGGGGACAGAUCUGGUGUAGUAUGUGGCUCGCCAUUGACGUGUGGCUGUGUACAGCCUCAAUUUUAAACUUAUGUGCCAUUAGUUUCGAUCGCUACAUAGCAGUCACACAUCCGAUUCGGUAUCCGACAAUCAUGUCUCCUGUGCGAGGUCGUUGGCUCGUCGCGUGUGUAUGGAUAUUGUCUUUUAUCAUCUGCCUGCCGCCUUUGCUAGGAUGGAAUGAUACGGGGAUGCCAAACAAGUCGUCUGCCUUUAAUGCGUUCCAAACAGAUUUUCCAUCAACGAAUCACUCAGGCUCAUCCUUUCCUAAUAUCACGGAUUUUCCCUCGGGAACGUGGCAAGAUUUAGUAUAUAAUCAUACUGCUGAUGAAUACGGGUUCUUCUCAAACAAUAGCGCAUCCGGACGAUGUGAAAGUAUGGCAAUUACAUGCGAAUUAACCACAACUGUUGGAUACAGAGUCUAUGCUGCAAACGGAUCGUUUUUUAUCCCUAUGCUGAUUAUGGUGUUUUUCUAUUUCCGGAUUUAUUUAACGGCAGUUAAAACUGCAACUGCAAUACGAAAAGGUGUCCUGACUACAAAAACAAGCAAUGAUAUGACUAAGCAUAACGGUAAUCUAGAAGAGGAAAUGCAAUUGCGCGUUCAUAUGGGUGGCGGCUCAUCACUGAGACGAAAGGGUUCCGAUAAAGCCAACGGCAAUCAUCAGCCUAGCAACGGAUCCCAAUCCCAACCACCUAAGAUAAGGUCGCAACCAUCGGUAAGACAAUCAAAUGGCUUGGCUGGAUCUAACGGUCGUUCCUAUUUGCUUAAUAAAGAAGAUAGUUGCCAUAGGAAUUGCAAAUCUGCAGGUUACACUAAUCUUUUUCUACCUGUGGCAAGGAAAAUAUGUAAAGCGAAUUUGAAUAGUAAACGUUUAAAACAGCACGAAUGUACCGAAAUGGAGGUAUUGAGUGGUAAGAAAGACACGAUAGCCGCCUCAAGUAAACGUUUAAAACAGCACGAAAGUACGGAAACGGAGGUGUUGAACGGUAAGAAAGACGCGAUAGCCUCUUCGAAUGACUUCAGUUGCCCAAAUGACACCAAUGUGAAUGGCCACACACGUCUCGCCCGUUCACCAAGACGAUGCAAACUCCUUAUCCGUGAGAGCAAAGCGAUAAGUGUUAAAGGCCAUGCAAGGAAGUUUCGACGUGAGGCGAAGGCCGCUAAAACAUUGGCAAUCAUUGUAGGAGCCUUUAUCAUAUGUUGGUGCCCAUUUUUUACCAUUUACCUCGUCGAAGCUUUCUGCUAUGACUGUGUUAGUGAACUCAUGUUUUCUGUAUUUUUUUGGUUAGGUUACUGCAACUCGGCUCUGAAUCCCUGCAUAUAUGCCUUGUUUUCGAGAGACUUUCGUUCUGCUUUUAAACGUCUUUUAAUGUGCCAAGGAAGAAAGAAGUUUACACAAGCUGCGCGCGCAGAUUUCGUGACGGGCCAUCGUAGCCGACAAAAUCCUAUACAACAAGACAAGGAAAGUGAAUCAGAUUAUUAAAAAUGC
Messenger RNA from Dreissena polymorpha, 1767 nucleotides. RefSeq names its product octopamine receptor 1-like. The coding region runs from base 58 to 1761 and encodes 567 amino acids. Gene Ontology annotation, molecular function: G protein-coupled amine receptor activity. Gene Ontology annotation, cellular component: membrane. The record is from RefSeq and is a predicted model, not a curated record. Gene Ontology annotation, biological process: adenylate cyclase-activating adrenergic receptor signaling pathway. The transcript has a single exon. NCBI's taxonomy places the organism in Eukaryota, Metazoa, Mollusca, Bivalvia, Myida, Dreissenidae.